This is a messenger RNA of Daphnia magna, 1355 nucleotides long. RefSeq lists its product as uncharacterized. The record is from RefSeq and is a predicted model, not a curated record. The coding region runs from base 11 to 1234 and encodes 407 amino acids. Lineage: Eukaryota; Metazoa; Arthropoda; Branchiopoda; Diplostraca; Daphniidae. Gene Ontology annotation, cellular component: extracellular matrix. The transcript has 3 exons.
ACCAUUUGAUAUGCAUCAGUACCUCCCAAGUCUUAUGAGACAAAGUGACUCCUUCUUUGAAUCAUUUUCCUUUCAUUUUAAAGACAUUCAAUUCCAUUCAAGCGACCCACACAAAAUAAAAAUGAAUCAAUUGGUGAUCUUUGCAGCUCUAGUGGCUACCAGCUUGGCUUACGGUCGUUAUCGUCCUAACUACCAUCCCUUGAGGAAUUCUAUGCCUUACGAGUUCGAGUAUGACGUCAACGACGGUGACAAUCAGCAUGGCCAUCGGCAGCAAAAUGACGGCCGUGUUACGUCGGGAUCUUACCGCGUCGCUUUACCGGACGGCCGGACGCAAAUCGUUACCUACCGGGCUGAUCAUAACGGAUACAACGCCGACGUGACUUACGAAGAAUCGGAUUACAAUCCUACCCGAUUAACUUAUCGCCCUCCUGCCCCGCAAUCUUACUACCCACCUGCCCCGCAAUCUUACUACCCGCCUGCCCCGUCAAGUUACUACCCGCCUGCUCCUAAACCUCUGAUUUUCAGGACACCUUCUUACGGAUCCCCAUCUGCAUUUGAUGUUAGGCCUUUUGGGGCACCUGAUUACCAACCAUCGCCUUUGCCUAGGCCCCUGAUUUUUAGGGCUCCUUCAUACGAUUCUCCAGUUGCUGCUGAAGCAUUCGGGACUACGCCCUUCUACACAUCACCGGCUGUCCCUCCGUUCGGAGCUGAAGUAAUUCAAGACUACGAUGCAUCGCACGAAGCUUCAUUCGCUCCUGUUCCUCUUCUGUUCAGGAACAACGUCGCCUACAAAGUGACUCCGCACGCCGAAUACAAAGAUCGCAUUCCGGUUGAAUACAGGUCGGCCUUCGGUAAACGAUCGCUACCCAUCGAUCAGUGGAAUGAGACGUCCAUCCUUGAAGUUCUGCCCGGUCCAGCCGAAGUGGAGGCUGCGGUCAACGGCAUCGAUGAUGUGGCCGAUACGGAAGAGGCUUCAGCUACUCCGGCUGCUGAUGUAGAGGCCGCCGAAGCUGCGGGGGAAUUGGAAUCGUCCAAGGCUUAUGCAAACGAAGCAUUGGAUGACGCAACUUUGGACGAUGCGGAGCUUCUUCCUAGCCCCGAGGCGUUUGCUGUUGAGGCGUCUGAAGCUCGAACCGAUUCUCCGUCGGAAACUUACCAUUCUGACGUCAUUGAAUUCGAUGAUCUUCCGUUUCCCCUGCCAUUGCCGUUAGCCUUUAGGCCUUACGCUGUUUAAAAAAUAAACGUAAAGGUGAGAUUUUUUUUUUCUUUAAGACAAUUUAUUUCAUAUCCAGAAUUGUUCGUUUUCCUAUCGUGAUUGUUGGCUCAAGAAAUAUACAAAUUUCAUUUACACGUAA